AUGGCGGAACCUUCAUACUCGAGGAACGAGCUCGUCUCGGAGCUCACAUCGUACCAUGAAUUCCUCACGCGGCUCUUCCUACCGCCAGAGGUCGUCCAACACCCUCCCGAGGGCGGCUGGGAGCACAUCGCGCCCGACUUCGUCAAAUCUCUCUGUCUCGGCAAGAACGACACCGUGGCGGGCCUGAUGAGGCAUAUCCCCUACGUCAGCCGUACCAAGGAGGACCACUGGGAUCCGUGGAUGGUCUACGAGGGCGCCACCGCUGUCGAUUUCACCGGCGACGUCGUCCUGAGCCUGCCCACCAAGUACGCCGACGAGUGGCUCUUCGGGCCUUACGAAGCUAAUAUCUCGACCGCGCCCCUUCCGCCCCAUGUGUUUGUCUACGCGACCAUACCGUCCGGCCGCGACGGUCAUCAUAUCCUCAUCGACACGGAGCGCGGCACGAUUGUUCUUGCGGAUCCCCAGACUGGUCCGAAGCCGACCGGGUUAUCGGAUCCUCAAGCACCGGACGGAGAAGCCUGGCGCAGAUUUCAAACCUACACAGUUCACGAGUUUUUCGCCAUGGCCAAGGAAAAGUUCAAAAAGUUUGAGAUGAAAACAAAUAUAUUAUAUCACCCGGUUACGCCGCACGCGCAGAUUUACCGCGAGGAGGGCGUUUUCACGGAACGGUAUGACAGAGAGAGAUGCAUGAACAGGCUGGACGAGUACCAGCAGCAGAAAGAUCGGGAGAAUAGGCAGAAUCGGGGGGAGGAAGAGCCCGUCAGUGCCUCCGCCGAGAGACAUAUCCACGAUCCUCGACAUGCUGGCAAAAGAUAUUGA
This is a messenger RNA of Colletotrichum abscissum, 819 nucleotides long. RefSeq lists its product as uncharacterized. Lineage: Eukaryota; Fungi; Ascomycota; Sordariomycetes; Glomerellales; Glomerellaceae. Bases 1 to 819 code for a protein of 272 amino acids. The transcript has 4 exons. The record is from RefSeq and is a predicted model, not a curated record.